AUGAUCCAUGCUAGCAUGCUACCACGUGUGAAGAAAAGGCCAAGGCCAGUUGAGGCUGUUGCUCGGGGUCAGGAAGAGGUCAAGUUCAAUGAGGUGACGGUGUACCUGGUGGAGAGGAAGAUGGGCAGCAGUAGAAGGAGCUUUCUGACCAGCCUGGCCAGGUCAAAAGGCUUUCGAGUGGAAUACGUCCUCAGUGAUGAGGUCACUCACGUGGUGGCAGAGGAUAACCAGGCCGGGGCAUUGUGGGCAUGGCUACGGGGGAGUGGUCUGAGGGAUGUCUCCAGACUGCAGGUGCUGGACAUCUCCUGGUUCACGGACAGCAUGAGAGAGGGGAGACCUGUCACUGUGGAGACCAGGCACUGUAUUCCGGCCACUUCAUCCACUGCGACAGAAUGUUCUCCACCCACUGCUGCAACCAACGUUUCUCAAUACGCAUGUCUGAGACGGACAACCACGGAAAAUCACAACAAGAUAUUCACGGAUGUGUUUGAGGAGCUGGCGGAGAAUUCUGAGUUCAAUGAAAGUAAGGGUCCAUGUCUGGCAUUCCGGCGAGCAGCCUCAGUCCUGAAGAGUCUGCCAUCAGCAGUGCACUGUCUGGGGGCCAUCCAGGGCCUCCCCUGCCUGGGUGAGCACACCAAGGCUGUCAUGGAGGAGAUCCUUAUAUUUGGCCGCUCCUUUAAAGUUGAAGAGGUACAGAGUGAUGAACGAUAUCAAGCACUUAAGCUGUUCACCAGUGUGUUCGGGGUUGGACCCAAAACUGCUGAGAAGUGGUACCGCAGAGGGCUGCGCUCACUCAAGGAGAUUCUGGCCGAGCCCAACAUCCAGUUGAACAGGAUGCAGAGAGCUGGCUUCCUGUAUUACAUGGACAUCUCCAAGGCUGUCAGUAAAGCCGAGGCCAAAGCUCUUAGAAGCAUCAUUGAAGAGACUGCCCAUUGGAUCGCACCCGAUUCUAAACUGGCUCUGACAGGUGGCUUUCGCAGGGGGAAGGAGUACGGGCACGAUGUGGACUUCCUGUUGACCGUGCCUGAGAUGGGAAAAGAGGAGGGGCUACUGCUUCGUGUGAUCGACAGACUUAGAGACCAGGGUAUUCUGCUAUACUGUGAGCACCAGGGCUCCACCUUUGACAUGAGCAAGCUGCCUAGUCGCAGGUUCGAGGCCAUGGACCACUUCGAGAAGUGCUUCCUGAUCCUGAGACUGGAGGAGGGACAGAUGGAGGGGGAUGGAGGGCUGCAGAAGGACCCAGGGGAGAGCAGGGGCUGGAGGGCCGUACGGGUGGACCUGGUGGCCCCACCUGUUGACCGCUAUGCCUUUGCCCUCCUGGGCUGGACCGGCUCCAGGCAGUUUGAGAGAGAUCUGAGGAGGUUUGCCAGGAAGGAGAGGGGGAUGUGUCUUGACAACCACGCCCUGUAUGACAAAACCAAGAAACUAUUCCUACCGGCAACUUCAGAGGAGGAUAUCUUUGCCCAUCUGGGUUUGGAGUAUGUGGAGCCCUGGCAGAGAAACGCAUAA
Salvelinus namaycush (lake trout) is the source of this 1509-nucleotide messenger RNA. Its product is annotated as DNA nucleotidylexotransferase-like. The record is from RefSeq and is a predicted model, not a curated record. Gene Ontology annotation, biological process: double-strand break repair via nonhomologous end joining. The transcript has 11 exons. Gene Ontology annotation, molecular function: DNA binding; DNA-directed DNA polymerase activity; DNA nucleotidylexotransferase activity. Gene Ontology annotation, cellular component: nucleus. Lineage: Eukaryota; Metazoa; Chordata; Actinopteri; Salmoniformes; Salmonidae. Bases 1 to 1509 code for a protein of 502 amino acids.